AUGGACUUUCUCCACGGCCUUUCUGGAACGUUUCUUUCAAUCAUUUGCCGUGAGCAUAAGCCUCAGCGGCCUCUGAACAUCGAGGACCGCCCGGCCAUCCCCCUACCGCACGCGUAUCUCGAGGGCAUAAUCAGAGAAAUCAAGGCUAGGGGUGACUUCACCCACGAGGCGUGGGAGGAGUGUCUCACCGCCCUAGAAGCGCUCAGAAGCGAAGACGAGCCAAACGGAUUCGAAGUGCUCGAUGCUGUCAACGACGCCUACCGAGAGGUGGUCGGCGACCUUAAGGAAAUUGUGGAGUUGCAGCGGGAUGCGAACGAGGACAUGAGUAUCAUGCUCCGCCCUGAGCUUGACACGCUUGUCGAGGCGGACAAGACCCUCAUCGGAAUUGCAACUGGCGAGACCGGUGAAGCUGUCCCUAGGCACAUGGGAGUUGGAAAGCUGCACGAGGCCCUAGCGCAUUUGGAAAACUUCCUCAGGACCCAGAGAAACGCUGGUAUCGUGUUUACGAUGAUUUUGGAAAUCAUCAAGCUGCAACAGGCCAUAGAGGACAACGGGGAGGGCAAGUGGCUUCAGCCACUGAAGGAGACGCUCGGCGAUGCUCUUUAUGAGCAGAUUGUCCAAGCCGGGGCAAUUUGA
This is a messenger RNA of Fusarium musae, 636 nucleotides long. RefSeq lists its product as uncharacterized. The coding region runs from base 1 to 636 and encodes 211 amino acids. The record is from RefSeq and is a predicted model, not a curated record. NCBI's taxonomy places the organism in Eukaryota, Fungi, Ascomycota, Sordariomycetes, Hypocreales, Nectriaceae. The transcript has 2 exons.